This is a messenger RNA of Dermacentor silvarum, 6799 nucleotides long. RefSeq lists its product as uncharacterized. Bases 194 to 1966 code for a protein of 590 amino acids. The record is from RefSeq and is a predicted model, not a curated record. The transcript has 14 exons. NCBI's taxonomy places the organism in Eukaryota, Metazoa, Arthropoda, Arachnida, Ixodida, Ixodidae.
CAGCAGCGUCGCCGCACGUAGCCCGCGGCCGCAGAGCCCACAACAAGAUGACGGCAACGAGCGUGCGUCGACGGCGGCCUCCGGGCAAGCCUUCCUCGGGAUUCUUGACCAGUCGGGCCAGCUAGGAACUGAGAGCGCGUUCACCCCCGCUGUCGGCCGGGGUGACCCGCAAGCCCCGUCUCGCUGUGCAGCGAUGCGGCCGGACGUAGAAGAGAGCGGCGGCCCCUUCUUCCGCUGCUGGAUUACCGUCUGCUGCUGCUUCUCGCUGGUCGUCGUGUGCGUCGCCGAUCCCGGCUCGCACGCAGACCCGGGCCGCGGAGGAGGGUGCGAGUUCCCUCAGCGCUGGCGGGGCGUCUGGUUCCAGAAGGGUGCCCACCCGGCCAUCAGCAUAGAGCGCACGCAGAUCACAUUCAAGGGAACCUGCGUCCAAGCAGACGGAGACAUGUUCCUCAUAGAAGACAGGAGGGAGCGGUGUUUUCGUUGCGUUGCCAUCUACGAGAAGCACGAGAAUGUUCUUCAGUACCGAGAAACCUACUGUGACGAAUUCGACAACCUCAAGGAAGCCUGUCACCUGCUGAACGUGGACGCCCACCUGCAUUCGUUGUUCAGGGUGGAGGCAUCUCCGGUGGCGUGUCCGUUCCGGGGCCCGCUGACGUUCACGUACAACCGCGGCCACGGCGAGUGCCGGCACCCAGUAUCCACGGUGGACUCCUGCUCCGCCGACUGGCGCAUACUCUUCAGAUUCCAGGCCUGCGCCGACGUCCAGGGCACCGAGAGCAGCGUGGAAGAGCUGACGUGCCUGGCGACGUGGAAGGAAGGCUCGGCCUACUAUCUCGUCGGCAAGAUGGUCCAGCGAAAACUGCACGCGCUGCCUUACUCGGACGGGGACAGCUAUCGCUGCUUUGUGUACGAGCACGUGGGCCACCAGAACACGUUCCGGGUGUCGCAGUCGCCGGACGCCACCUGCGACGGCCUCGUCUCCGCCUCCGAGGGCUCGCGCAUCAUGACACUCACCAAGAGCCGGCAGCCGAGCGCAGGCUGCCACUUCCCGCCGUGGAGCGCGUCGGGUUCCCGUCGCUGGCACAGCCUGGACGGUCGGCGCAGCUUCGUGUUCGGCUCGCGGCAGAUGCGCGUCCACCGGGCGCAGCACUCGUCGGGGGAGACGCAGCAGCCCGAGCUGCGCGUCACGUGCAUCCAGGAGCUGGCGCAGGGCACCAACGCCAGCACCCUCAUCGGGUACAGCACCUCCGGCUGCAACAAUGGCUACGUUUGCGUGGCUAUCCACCGGAGAGACUCGCAUGUAUUGGAAAUUCAAAUGGGUGAGCUGAGCCGAACAGCGCGGGACGCCUGCGUGCCACCCGCGUUCGACCCAGAGUCACAGGAUUUCAUCACAUUGCUGGCGCUGUCGGCGCCGUUCGGGAGCGACGGUUCUGCGUUGUCGCACCCGUGCCCGGCGCUGGCGCUCACUGACGGCCUGCGCGCCACGGGUCGGGCCUCGUGGAAGCCCGACGGGUGCCGGGACGUGCUCGGCUGUCGGCGCCACAGCCACCUGGAGUUCCGGGCCGCGGGAUGCGGCAGUGAAGAGCAGGUCUCGCCGGCUGCAGCCACGUCGUCGGCGGCCGCUACUCCCCACGCUCUGGUCGCCAGCCGGACGUUCCAGUGCCACGGUGGUUGGCAGGAAAACGGCCGGAACUACCUCAUCACGGGUCUUAAGGGCUCAAAGGACAAAUUCUGCUUCGUGUUCUCCGAGGCGGACAAGGUGACCCAGCUGUCCGGCCUGCACGACACGUGUCGUCGCACGGUGUUGCCUGGCGUCACGGGGAACAUCACUUUCAACAUCAGCGCCGCAGGUGACUGCGACUUCCAACCUAGCGGAGCGCCGUGCCCGUCGGCCAGUGCGGUGUCGUCCAUCAUUUCGCUGCUCGCGGCGCUGCUCUGCCUGUGGAGAUGGAUGCAGCCGCGGUGACGGUCUCGAGCGAGAGACCGAUCCGCUGCCGCCGUGCCUGCACCCCGAGACCAGCCCCGCCCGCCGGAAGAUUGCGCCCGGAGGACGACCACCACCUACCGACAAGACGACGUCCCAGAGAGCGUGACGUCACAACCCUUCGGUGUUUGUCUGUGUCUGUGCGAGCGCUAGGUGACCACCGAACAGUCCACAGUGUCCCGCGGCAGGUCUGCGCUCCCCUCUUGGCGUGAUGGAACAAACGUGCUGGAAGAACGCCGUGCGCGCUCUCUAGCGUGUUCUCGCGUUCCCAAGGAUCGCUAGGAGACCCUGUGAGCAAAGCGGCCCGUUGAAGGCGUCACACGCGCAAAUCACCACCCCAGUUACAGACACCGUUGUGCACCAAAGCUCCGUAACAAGCCUGUCGACCAUCAGCUCUCCGCGAUGCGUUGGCUCGCAGCGCCCGGUGGCGGCAGCGCCAACAACUCUUGCGGCCGUGUGGGUGACGUGUGUUUGACUUGUGGGAGACCUUUGGGUGACCUUUUCGGUGAUGUGCGUGUCACUACGACGAGCUAAGGCCCCUGCUCCAACCAGCGUGAUGAGGUGAUAUCUCGGUACGUCAUGAGGGGACAGAUUAGCUGUGUAUAUGUUUCGAUCGCUGUUUAGCGGUCAGAUGCAACCAGCACGCAAAAAAGGAGCUUUUUGCAGAAAGAUAGCCAUCGCGCAUGCGCCCAAAACGUGGUUGCAGAUACGCCAGCGUGCAGGUAGAAGCGAAGCGCAGCUCCAGAUGCAAGUGCGCAGAUAAGAUAGCUCCAAAACAUAAAAAUAGUGCUUCUUUUUCUUUAUGUGUGAAACCUGGCGCACUGCAACCAGCUUCCGGAGUUGCAAUUGCGUCCAAUACGUGUGUUCUGUAAGGACACUUUCGAGAAAAAAAAUGCUACUAUACGCGAUCGCUACGUUGUCAAUAUUUUUAAUAUACCAACAAUCAAAUAAGGGCCUCAAAAAUGCAAUACGAUCGAAUCGUUUCUUUUUAUUGCUCCAUGUACGUAAACGAUAAAUAAGCGCACAUAUUUUUGAGAGACAUUGCGGCCGCAAUCCUUAUUUCAUACGAGAGACGCUGUGGCGUUAUAGCCGCUUAGAAUAGGCUCUAACCGAGAAUUUUCUGUUAUUAAGGCGCAUAUCAAAAAGUCUAUUCAGUUAGCACGUAAAACAAUCGUUGCACCAAGUAGCUUCAUGCACGAUGCAUUCUGCCCAGAAUUAAGUUUUGAAAAACUUCGCUAAUUGCCGCGUGAUUUCUUUUUCUUUACUUCUUUUUUUUUCCUUUUGCGUUUACAACAGGGCAUACUUAUGCAAGCUGCAUAAUCAGUAUAACUUUUUGUCCUGACGCGGAGUAGCGCUCCGCCGACACCACUGAGUGCAAGCAGGCGGAAUAAACACCGGACGAGGAACUCACAUUUCACGAGCUCAUGUCGCCAAUACAAGGCGAUCAAUGGCAGUUUCGUCGGGCUUGACGAAAUGAACGGAGAGAAGUGGUGGUCACGAGAAUUAGCGGUACGGCGGCACAGUCUUGAUUCUCCGGUCGGCAGCUACAUACCGUAUGCAUCGUGUUAAUGACGGCACGGAUAAAUUCUUCAAUUCUUCUCCUGUCUGAAUUACGAAUUUCAGAAUGCACAGUCUAGUGUCGCUAUCUGUAGACAGAGAGAGAAAAAAGACGUUCAUCAGUAGACGAUGUCCGAAAAGAUGCGUACCGUUUUGCCCAUUCCAAAUAACAAAACUUUUCCGCUAUCGCAAGUUCCCUGUGCUCUAAGCAACGUUGCACGGCAGGUAAAUCCCCGUCCUUGCAAAGGAUGGUGUCAGCGCCUUUUGCCUCAGGAUUUCUUUUCGUAAAGCACCGUCGCAGGCGAUGGCACGCUUUAUUUUUGUUAAUGCACGCAAUUACCUCAAUGAAGUAGAGACGUUCAACAAGACUGAACAUGCGAGAUCAAACCCCCCAAUGAUGUGCAGGGCACACCAUAUUCGUCGCCAUUAAGGAUAUAACACUCAGCAUACUGCAACGCAACACAGCACGUCCUGCCGAGAUCUAAAAAAAUAAUAAUAAGAUAGGUAAGACAUCAGGCAAAAUAAGAAAAAGAGCUUGGUUGCGCAUCCCACCGCUCCCUGUUAAAUGGGACGUUCAUAGCCUCCAUCCAACCAUCCCCAGCUACCUAUAAGCGUGGAUAUUGUGGAUUUUGGAAAAAUCUUGCAAUUGGAAAUUUCCGUCUUCCUCAGUUUUUGCGCUGCUAUCCGGCGGCGCUCAGUCGCCGUUCUUCUAGCUUUUGUGACAACCACGAAACAGGCGAGAUCGAUGCUCUUCGCGGAGCUAUUUUAAACUUUAUGUUCUGGUCACCUUGCUCGCGUCUGUCUUCUUUUGCUUUGUUGAGGCAUGUGCGGGCUCAGCUACAAACCAGAACUGCGUUAAAGGGAACUGAUGUUACUAUGUGGCGCCAUCUGUUACCAGCUCUGCGUAGUGAUAGUCCUGUGUGCUCAAGGAGGUUGUGCGCGACCACACCACACAAUACAGUGGCCGCGUAACAUGGAACUUUCUAGAGCCUAGGUCGAAUACCGACGCACGAAUAUUGUGGGCACAGGGCAUAGCGCGUAGAUUUGGAUGCUUUGGCGAGGUACCUCAAACAUGGUCCAGAACGGGCUGCCUCACGGCACCAGAUGGCGUAAUUUUCUUCUCCCUAAAACAUGUAGCAGUGAUCUCGCAGUUGUGCGCAAUUUGUGAUCGCUUCCCUAAGCGAAGCGCCGCCCGAGUAACUGUUUGCGCGACUAUCGCCGUCUUCGGUCAAGGAGGGCUGCCCGCCAUGUGAUCUGAAUCGCUCUAUGCACAAAACCCCUCCGAGAACGUCGCUGGCGCUUUGAUCGAGAAAUUGUCCUCAAUGUGUUCCCGAGACCGGCGUCCUUUGAACAUUCCAACCUUUUGUCCACAGUGCGAACAAUACGCAAAUUAGGACCGCAUUGCGACAUUCGUGGCUGAUUAGAAUUCAGGUCCCAGGCUUUUCCGUCGACUGAGUUUUGUAGUUCGCGAACUUUACAUCUGGUAAAGCCGUAAUUGUCCCCCGAGCAGUCCAAGAAUAUUGCUUCAAAAUGAGGUGACUGCGUUGAAAAACAGUUAAAUAUGAGCCUCAUCAGUGAGGGUACUGUACCAUUAAUUGCGGCACCAAAGCGGACUAGCCAACUUUAAAGGCAGCAGAAAAAUGCAUAAGGCGCGCUCAUUAUAUAGUCCACGGUCUGCUGCUUUAUUUUCUGUCCUCCACUGAAAGGAAUUUCGUCGCGAUGCGAGAAAAAGGAAUAAUAAACUGCCUUUGUGAAUUACAAGGGCACUUAGAAAAGAAGAAGCGUUAUGGUAAAAUAAGAAGGGCAAUUUAUUGCACUGUGCUAUUCUAGUCGGCAUAUCGCGCGAUGCUUUCUAGUCCAAGGACACGUGGGGCUACUUAGAUGCUGCGAGCUGUCAAUCUUUAGUCAUUUUGAAAUGUUUUGUUUUAUAUUGUGUAAUAAAGAGAUAUAGUUGGUUAUAGAGGUUCUUUCUAUGAAUUCGUUCACUAGAUAUCAUUAUUCACGGGCCUUAUGUGCAAUCAUGGCACUGUUUUUCACGUUGAUUUAGUUGAUGGCGAAAUUUGUUACGAUCACGCCAUCAAUAUAUAUAUAUAUAUAUAUAUAUUUGUUUUCUUUGACAGCGGUGCCAGCAAAAUAAGGCGCCAAGCGAAACACACUGACAGUUUUAUUGUCUAAACAUGUUUCAGUAGAGCUGUGCUAACGCCUUGCUGCUAGGCUAGGGUGAAAGUGAUACCAGAAAUUAGGAACUGCCACACAUUCAAACACGCAAUGGUGAAAGUGAUAUCAGGAAUUAGGAACUGCCAGGCAUUCGAGCACACGAUGUGCGCCGCAGGUUUGUUUUCAGAUGAUUGCAGAAGGAGGCUGUAGACGUUACCUUAAGGGUGUAUCGGCCCAGUAUGCAAAUCUACUUUCUCCGGCUAGCAACGAAUAGUCCGCUAAAGCUACGUCGUCACUCAUUCGAGACGACUCUUCAUAUUGAAUAGCCAAGAGCACUGAUUUAGCACCGUCUAGACUUGCCGAGAGGGCUCAAGUCAAACACAAAAUGCGUGUACGUACACCCAUUAAAAACACUCCAGUGCGAGCAAUAUGUUCACUUUACGACGAGUUCAAUGUGAUGCUGUUGCAACGGAAAGCUUUUUUAGCUGCAUCAUCAUGCCAGUGUCGGCACAGCGACGCUCACAUAGGCACGUACUCAGUUUAGAUCUACAUUUGCUUGGCUCCCGAGUGAUGUCACAAUGAGCACGAUGCCAUAAACAAACCAAAAGCAAUCGAAAUUGAGGUCAGACGCAUUGAUUCCAUAGGGCCAGCAAUCGCUCAUUAAACUAACAAACGACAAAAUCACGGCUGUCGAAAAUGUGUCCUGUGAGCUUUAAACAUGAGACUGUAGGAGAAUUCAGUUCAGGCCGUCGUGGUGUACAUUAGUAACGCAUAAAUGUCUGACAGUGACAUUCGCGAGGAAUAGUUAAGAGACCACGGAAGCAGCGAAAUUUUUCACUUUUCUUCUGGGGCGACCGUAUAGUCCUGAUACGAGACAUGCAGUAUAUUUUUCCAGCACGCACGUGCGUAUUGCGUCACUAUUUCAGGCUGUGUGUCUAGGCUACGAAACGAAGCUUUUCUUCGCGACACCGGUGGUAUGUAAACGAUUGCUUCCGACUAUAGAUCGAAAGGACCAAUAUUACGAGGGCAUGCUAUCGCGAGGCCUUUACGAAUAUUAUGCUGUCAGAUAUACGGAUUAUAGAAGGUGUGCCUAGAAGCUAA